AUGAGGAAAACAAAUCAUAAACGUAGUCCUUCAGUUGAUCAUAGGAAAGUAAGUUCAAGCGAUGAGAGUUCAUUUAGUUUAAAUAGUUUUGUUAUCACACCCCCAGAUUCUCCUAAUAGUAUUCAUACUCCCCUGUUUAAUAAACGAAUUAUAGAUUUGGAUGAAGUUACUAAGAAGAGUCUGGAAUACCAAAGGAAGUUGUCUGAUUUUUCGUUGGAAAGACUUUCAGAUAGACCCAGUGUAACGAAGAUUUCGGAGUUCCCUCAUCGGAGUGGCAGAUUAUCUAUAAGAAGAUCACUUUCUGAUAGUAGUGCUAUUGAUCCCUGUAGUUAUCAGGAAGGAGGAGAUGAACCAAUUAUAUCGUUGGGUGAUAUUCUAAAAGAAGAUAUACGAUACCAUUCGACGGAAUUAAAACGGAUUCCAAGUUUACCUGAUAGUAGCAAUCAGCUUCUUCGGAAAUAUUCUACUGUGAGAGAACGUUGA
Messenger RNA from Yamadazyma jaroonii, 483 nucleotides. Lineage: Eukaryota; Fungi; Ascomycota; Pichiomycetes; Serinales; Debaryomycetaceae. The record is from the annotation of a GenBank genome assembly.